AUGGAUGUAUUUAUUCCCGAAGAGUAUGUCAUGCGGAGAAGAAUAGAAAAAAGGAGAGCUGGAGUCGCAGGCAAAAUGCAGGAGGAAUCAAGGAACAGAAAUAUUGAAGAGAAAAAAGUUCAACCAUCAUCAUUUCGGCUAGAGAAUGACUUCUUGAUCGACAGCACUGCCCUAAGUGAAAAUCGAUGCAUUACACAAGCGGUCAGGAUGGCCGAGUGGUCUAAGGCGCCAGACUCAAGUUCUGGUCCUCGUGAGAGGGCGUGGGUUCAAAUCCCACUUCUGACAAUCAAGUAG
Molecule: messenger RNA, 294 nt
Organism: Dovyalis caffra
Lineage: Eukaryota; Viridiplantae; Streptophyta; Magnoliopsida; Malpighiales; Salicaceae
Source: the annotation of a GenBank genome assembly